CUAGUUCACCUCAAAGAUCAUCAAGAAAGCAACUCUCUAAUCAUACCUAGUCGCUUUACAUCACUCAUGAUGCACAGCGUGCUUUUCAGACUCUUCUUCGGAUUUGCCCUUCCCCUCGUCCUACGAGCCUCAUCAUUGCAACCCAAUCCAUCAGGGUUGACGGUUGGCUUUUACCAGUACACAUGCCCAAACGCAGAGGCCAUUGUUCGCGAUGAGAUGGCCAAGAUCAUCUCCAUCGUCCCCAGCCUCGCCGGCCCGCUGCUUCGGAUGCAUUUCCAUGACUGCUUUGUGAAUGGUUGCGACGGUUCUGUUCUGCUGAAUAGCACACCGGGAUCGCCGUCCGAGAAGGAGUCGGUACCGAACCUCAGCCUGCGAGGCUUCGGCACAAUCGAUCGUGUAAAGGCUAAGCUGGAGCAGGCCUGCCCUGGAGUGGUGUCCUGUGCUGAUGUUCUGGCUCUGGUAGCAAGGGAUGUCGUUGUACUGACCAAAGGUCCUCAUUGGGAUGUUCCAACGGGGCGGAGGGACGGGAGGAGAUCGGUGAAGGAUGAAGCUUUGAACAACCUCCCUCCACCCUUCUUUGAUGCCGGUCGGAACCUGUACCAGUUCUUCAUCCCCAAGGGCCUUGAUGCAAAGGAUCAGGUGGUUCUGUUAGGUGGGCACACUCUCGGGACCUCCCACUGUUCGUCCUUCGCCGACCGGCUCUACAACUUCACCGGCACGCUCAUGCCCGACCCGUCGCUCGACAAGCGCUACCUCCCGAAGCUCAAGAGCAAGUGCGUGCCAGGCGACGCAGCGACGCUGGUGGAGAUGGACCCGGGCAGCUUCAGGACGUUCGACGCGAGCUACUACCGGCACGUCGCCAAGGGCAGGUCCCUCUUCACCUCCGACCAGACGCUCAUGAACGACCCCGCCGCCAGGGACUACGUCCAGCGGCAGGCCGCCGUUGCCGACGCCGGUACCUACCCGGCCGAGUUCUUCGCGGACUUCGCGGCGUCCAUGGUGAAGAUGGGCAACAUGCAGGUGCUCACCGGCGCGCAGGGGGAGGUAAGGAGGCACUGCGCCUUUGUGAACUAGACGCGCGCCGGCGCGCGCGUGUAGCUCCGUUAAUUCGUGUGACCGUAAGAAGGAUUACUAAUGGUUAAUUUCUUCCAUGUGUAAAACUGGCGUGUUAAGUUACAGGGUGUAUGCAUCAUAGCCUUCCUUCAUUUGUAUUAUUGUGAUGUCAUCAAAUAAACUGUUUGGUUGAUCCAGUGACAAAAUA
This is a messenger RNA of Phragmites australis (common reed), 1261 nucleotides long. RefSeq names its product peroxidase 1-like. Gene Ontology annotation, cellular component: plant-type cell wall; plasmodesma. The record is from RefSeq and is a predicted model, not a curated record. NCBI's taxonomy places the organism in Eukaryota, Viridiplantae, Streptophyta, Magnoliopsida, Poales, Poaceae. Bases 67 to 1074 code for a protein of 335 amino acids. Gene Ontology annotation, biological process: hydrogen peroxide catabolic process; response to oxidative stress. Gene Ontology annotation, molecular function: peroxidase activity; heme binding. The transcript is spliced from 4 exons.